Molecule: messenger RNA, 2892 nt
Organism: Scomber scombrus (Atlantic mackerel)
Lineage: Eukaryota; Metazoa; Chordata; Actinopteri; Scombriformes; Scombridae
Gene: polk
Product: polymerase (DNA directed) kappa
Exons: 15
Coding region: 87-2723 (878 amino acids)
Biological process (GO): error-prone translesion synthesis
Cellular component (GO): nucleus
Molecular function (GO): DNA-directed DNA polymerase activity; damaged DNA binding
Source: RefSeq, a predicted model, not a curated record
UCAAAACAUGUAGAUCGUUACAAAGCUGAGCGAUUUGGAUUAAUGUGACUUUUCCACUUCACAGAGAAAAGGGUCCACUCUUCAGGAUGGAGAAUGGGGUUGCCUCCACUAAAGGAGAGGGCUUCCUGUCCAGAAUGGCCCUCAAUGACAACAAGGCUGGUAUGGAAGGUCUUGACAGGGAUAAGAUCAACAAGAUCAUCAUGGAGUCAUCCAAGGGAUCCAGGUUUUAUGAAAAUGAGGUGAAGAAAGAGCAGCAGGUGAACCAGCGCAUUGAUAAAAUGAUGCAACAAAAGGUGCAAAUUACAGAACAACAGCUAAAGAACGCACAGGCUCAGGUGGAGAGGUUGGCCUACGAGCUGGAGAAAAGACGCAAUUUAAGUCAUUUAAUUGUACAUGUGGACAUGGACGCUUUCUACGCUGCUGUGGAAAUGAGAGAUUGUCCUGAGCUGAAGGACAAACCCAUGGCUGUUGGAUCUAUGAGCAUGCUGUCAACAUCUAACUACCACGCCAGGAAGUUCGGAGUUCGAGCUGCCAUGCCCGGCUUCAUUGCAAAGAAACUCUGCCCCGACCUAGUCAUUGUUCCAACAAACUUUGACAAAUACAGAGCUGUGAGUAAUGAGAUCCGUGAGAUUUUUGCACACUAUGACCCUCAUUUCCAGCCAAUGAGCCUAGAUGAAGCUUAUCUGGAUUUUACAGACCACGUGAAACUGAGGGAGAGCUGCCCUGAAUCAUCACGAACACACCUUUUCCGCACCAGCACCAGCGAAACAGGUGAAGAGCAGAUUGAUCUUCCCCAUGAGUCAGUACCAGAGGUGAGAGACCUCUCUCCUGUUCUGUUUGAGGACAGCCCGAGCUCCUCUCCCUGCUUUUUGAGCCCAGAAGGUGUUGGUGCAGCUGGCGGGGCUUUCGAAGUGUUUGGGACGUCUGUUGAGGAGGCUGUGAGAGAGAUGCGCUUCCGAAUUGAGCAAAAGACCAUGCUGACUGCCAGUGCAGGCAUUGCUCCAAACACGAUGCUUGCCAAAGUGUGCAGUGACAAGAACAAGCCCAACGGCCAAUACAGACUCCCAUCCACCAGAGAGGCUGUCAUGGACUUCAUCCAGAACCUCCCAGUUCGCAAAGUUUCUGGCAUAGGGAAGGUGAGUGAGAAAAUGCUGAAUGCGUUGGACAUCAGCAGCUGUUCUCAUUUCAGCCAGCAGAUGGCGUUGUUGUCAUUGUUGUUCUCGGAGACAUCCUGGCAUCAUUUCAUACAGGUUUCCCUGGGUUUGGGCUCCACAUACCUACCGAGGCACGAGGAAAGAAAAAGCAUGAGCACUGAGAGGACAUUUAGAGAAUUAAAUAAGGCUGAGGAACAGUUGUCUUUAUGUAGGGAGCUCUGUGAAGAUUUAGCAGAAGACAUGAAGAAAGAAGAUCUGAAGGGUAAAACAGUAACACUGAAGCUGAAGAACGUGAACUUUGAAGUGAAAACCAGGGCAGUGACGCUGCCGUAUGCUGUUGCUACAGUGGAUGAGAUCUAUGCUGCUGCCAAAGACCUGCUGAAAACAGAAAUGGAAAAGGAAAGCCCUCAGCCACUCAGACUGAGACUCAUGGGUGUUCGAAUCUCUGCCUUUAUCAGUUCGGAUGAUAAAAAGCCUCUGCAGAAGAGCAUCAUUUGUUUCCUCCAGCCAGGCAAGACAGACUCUACCAGCUCUUACCAGCUUGAGAGGGAGCAUCUCUCUUCUUGUCCUCCGCUGGUGCAGAAGUGCCAGAGACAGGAGGAAGUUCCCUGGCGGACUAAGCUAUGGGGGAUAAAGGAGGGUCAGACUAGUGAUGAACCCCAGAUGUCUUUCUUCCAAAAGGCCCAUGCCAAAAGACUACAACUCCAGGCAGUGAGUGCAAGCACACAAGAGGAAGUCCACAAUGAAAAGGCUUCUGUGAUUACUUCCACAGGCAAUCAUGCUCAUGAGAGCGUGAAGUCAUCGAUAAAUGGACAGAGGUCAGAGAGUAACUGUGAAGCAUCUGGUCUCUCAGAAAAUGACAGUGUUUCCCUCUCAGAGGCUCAUGUUUCCACAUCAGACCGUGGUGGCAGAGUGUCAGAGAGUUUCACCUGUCCUGUGUGUUUCAGGCAGGUGGAGACGACUGAUUUGAAUGUCUUCAACCAACAUAUAGACCAGUGUCUCAGUGAUGUUUCUAGAAAGCCAAAUCAAAUCACAGUUUCUGACUCUGAGUCAGAUCAGGAUGGCGAGAAUGACCAUGAAGAAUGUGAAGUGAUUGACAAAUGGAGGAGGGAGUCUGAGGCUCAAAAAAAGCAGGAGUCAAACAAACCUGAUUCCCCGCAAGACCAACACAACUUGAAAAAUGAUUCAGGCCAAACAGUUUUGCUGAUCAAUGGUGAAAAUGGACCAGUGACCUUGCAGCAGCCUCAGGCAUGUAAUGGUAAAGGUCCUGUCCUAAUCUGCCCAGUAUGUCAGCUGACGCAGGACACAAAUGACCUCACUAUGUUCAAUCGUCAUGUUGACCUCUGCCUGAACCAGGAAGUACUGCAUGAGCUGGGGGGACAGACAUCAUCUUCCAUUAAUCUACCUUCAGUUACAGUAACAAACACCAAAGUGACAGACAAAGGCCACCUCCUGUUAAGGCAAACAAGUAAAGCAAAAAACAAAAGACGGGACACUCCUUCCUCUCCACCAUCUAAAAAGGCGAGAGGCCUCGGUCCUCGCAACACCAUUGACAAGUUCCUUAGGUGACAGUCAUGCAUGCAGAAUGUUCAUUGUCCUCUGGACGAACUGAUAAAGUUUUGCAAAGGAAAUCAGAAACGGCUCCUCCCAGUGACUUGGCUUAUCUGGGUUUAGCUAUUGAUUCUGCACAAUCACUGCACAUGAAACCAUAUUAGGUAUUAAGUAUUGCAUUGUCAGG